CAGAGGCUCUCUGGGUCCACCCUGCACUGCUCACCUGCCCGUGCACUCCCCUGGCAGGCGCGGUUUCAAGGGUGGAGUCCUCCUCCGCCUCCGACUCGGGAACGCUCCCUCGCGCCUCCUCAAAUGCUUUAACGUGGCUGCGUGCGUUACAGCCUUCUCUGACUCCUGGCUCUGUUGGCCGUAGUAGAGUUGCGUUGACGGACAGGGAAAAGUACCGGGGAAAAUGAUGGUUCCGGAGCCGCUGCGCUCGGCGAUGGUCAGCGACGUCGGGGAGGACACUUCGCUCGCGCUGCCGUCCGAUAACAGCCUGAGCACGGGGCAGCAGCGCGUGCUCAACCAGGUCCACACCAUCAAGAGGAGCAAGUUCAAACAGAGCAAGAUCAUCAGUCCACCUGCUUCGACAGGCAUGGCUCAGCAGACCUCCACAACUUCAAGCGAUUUUGGAACGUUCAAGUUUUCUCCAUCCAAAGUAAACGGCACCUUCAGUCCCACCAACUCCAGCAUUUCAACCGGCUUCAGCAAAGGGGUAAAUUCCCAAAGGAGUCGUACUAUAUCUGGAAAAGCAGGAAGAAAUUUCAGUUCUUCCGGCACUUGGGACCAGCAAGUCAACAAUCACACCAAAUCCCAGAAAUCCAACGGGCUGAAACACAGUCGCAGUGACCCUGCUCUGGCUCCGCCUGUGUCUUUACCACCUGCACCGAGCAUGAGAGUUAAAGGACAGAUCCCUCAAGGCCAAACCACCUCUCAGGCUCAAAUAAAUCGACUUGCCACCUCCUCUAUGGUUAAUGACGUGUUUAUGACUAACACCCUCCGGUCGCCCUCCUUCCACUCCCAACAAGACGGCAAGCUUGGUACUCUGAAAUCAUUGAAAAUGGAGCAGAGAUCAAUUGUGUACCCUCCUACUGGCAUGGCAGAUAUAACCCUGAAGGAGGCUGUGGACUUCCUGUCCUCCCCUGAGGAGAGCUACCAGCACCGUGGAGCCAGCUUCAUUCAACACACCACCUUCAAAGAGCCUGAUACCAAGACAGAGGUGUUACAACUUGGGGGCAUUCCAGGUCUGGUGACCCUGCUGCGAAGCCCCAACCCGGGUGUGAGCCAGGUGGCAGCCGGGGCGCUGAGGAACCUUGUGUUCAACAAUAAGAAGAAUAAGCUGGAGGUCCAGCACUGUGACGGAAUAGCAAAGGCUUUGCAGCUACUGAAGGAGACAGAUUCUACCGAGUCCCAGAAACAAAUCACUGGCCUGCUGUGGAACCUGUCAUCCGCUGAGGAGUUGAAGAAAGAGCUUACGACCACCGCCAUGCCUGUCCUGACUGAACAUGUGGUCAAACCGUUCACCCUGCUGUCAGACUCCUCCACCAUCACCUAUGUCGACCCGGCCGUCUUCAACUGUGCAACAGGCUGCCUUCGGAACCUGAGCUGUGGAGAGGAACAGGAGAGGAAUUCAAUGAGAAGCUGCAAAGGCCUCAUCGAUUCACUUAUAAGUUACAUUCGGUCCUGUGUGGCAGAGGGAAACCCAGAUGACUUGUCGGUGGAGAACUGUACGUGCAUUCUCCAUAACCUGACCUUCCAGCUGGAGGAUGAGUACCCGGAGAGUUUCAGUCACUAUCAGCUUUCAGAGGCCCAACAAGAAGCAAAGAAAUCGUCCACAGUGGGAUGCUUCAGCCCUCGGAGCAGCAAAGCUCAAAAGGAGAUAAUUUAUGACAUGGAGAAAGCUCCAGCAGCAGACAGUGAGGUGUCAGGGGUGCAGUGGUUGUGCCACCCUAAAGCUGUAGAGGCGUAUCUGUCUCUGCUAAGCUCCUCUGAAAAAGACGCCACUCUUGAGGCCAGCUGUGGAGCUCUGCAGAACCUCACCGCCGGCCGAAAGGGAUCCUCUGCUGUGAGUGGAGUUCUGCUUGAAAAGUUGAAGAGUGCGUUUGUCUUGCCUUCUCUGUUGAAGUCGCCCAACAAAAACCUCCAAAAGACAACUCUGUCCCUGCUGGACAACCUGUCUCGCAACAAGAGCUCUCAAGUCUCCAUGGCAAGGCAGGUGCUGCCUCACCUCAGCAGCCUUCUCUCCUCCGAGUCGACGGACACAGGAAUCUCUGACGACAUCGUAGCAACAGCUUGCAGCACAGCUCGGAGACUGGUGCUCGCCGACAACGAGCUCAACAAAAAGGUCAUCAGCACAGACCUGGUCAAUUUUCUGAUGGAUCUGAGCUCGAACGAGUCACUUCCCAAAGCUAGCAAAGAAGCCUCGUUGCUGCUGUACAGCAUGUGGAAUGAGAAGAAUUUACAAAGCAUUGUGAAAAAG
This is a messenger RNA of Oryzias melastigma (Indian medaka), 2290 nucleotides long. It is a transcript of the gene pkp1a, whose product is annotated as plakophilin-1. Gene Ontology annotation, molecular function: cadherin binding. Lineage: Eukaryota; Metazoa; Chordata; Actinopteri; Beloniformes; Adrianichthyidae. Gene Ontology annotation, cellular component: plasma membrane; adherens junction; nucleus. Gene Ontology annotation, biological process: intermediate filament bundle assembly; cell-cell adhesion; cell-cell junction assembly. The record is from RefSeq and is a predicted model, not a curated record.